AUGGCCUACCCAGCCCCGUCAAGGCCAGCCCAAAGGCCGCCUCCGUUGAGGCAGUAUAACCAGUCUCCGGCUUCACAAGCAGUACCCCCCGCCGCCUACGCGCAAGAUGCGGGCUUCGGACCCGACUACAGCGCUGCAGGCUACGCCCCUGAGCCAGCAUAUGAAGACCCGUCCUAUGGUUACUCUGGUUCUCCAGUGUCGCCGCCGAAUAUGUCGGCGCAACCCCGAUCUAUGCGCCCGCCGCCUCAGGGUGGACGACCUCCAGUCGGAUAUGAUGACCGGCGCGGCUACCCUGGAGGUAGACCGCCCCCAGAAAAACGAUCAAGAAGUGCGGCUGGCCGUCGCCCACCAGGCGCAGGUCCUACCUUCGAUAACCCAUUCCCCGCCGUUCCUCCAGGUAGAGACCCUAGAGACCCCAGAGAUCCCAGAGAUCCCAGAGACCCCAGAGACCCCAGAGACCCCAGGAAUCGCGGUCCUCCUCCUCGAGGCCUAGAGAAGGGCAUGGCUGCGAUGGAUAUUAGUGGCAGACCGCCCUCGCGUCCACAUACUUCGAAUUCGAACAGCCGACGACCAGAUAUGCGAGGACCACCUCCGCGCGGACCGCCGCCCGGCAGAGGUAGAGGAGGCUACUACCAGGGCCCCCCGCGCUCUGCUAGCGCCGCACGGAUGGGGGAGCCUCCCAUGGGCCCGCCCGGUCGAAGCGCGACGAUGCCUCUCGGGGCCCCUCCUAUGAUUUAUCCGCCAGGGCCCCAGCAGCCAUUCUCAGACUAUGAUUAUGCGAGCAGUCCAAUCAGUCCAGUCGAGGCUCCUCUACGUCCCAGCACGGCUGGGGGAAUGCGACCUUCACCGCGUCCUAUUAAUGAUAUCGAUCCUGGACUAAUGAUCCCGCCACCGCCUGAUCCUCCCAAUCGAGUAUCCUACGCACCCAAGGAUUUCUUGGAUAGCUACUAUGAAAGUGGCGACGAGCCCGAGAUGCCGAACUUUGAUGCCAUGCCGCAAAUGCACAUGGGUCCAAUUGAUGAGAUGGGAUUGGAUACCCCGAGGCCAGCUGUGCACACACCCACUUCUCCGUCUGUCACUUCACCCAGCGGCGCAUACUCUCCUUAUACUCCAGAUUCUGCACAUGGAAUCCCGCAAUCGCACUCGCAGCCCAAUAUGCGCAAUGGGGAUGGCGCCAAUCAGUUCGAAAAUGCCGGCUUCCAAUUUGAUAUCCCUGCAGAACCCCGCCAGCUGGAAGGAUACUUCCCUAGUAGCUAUGAGGCGAACGGUGCUGCUCCAUACCAAGUUCAAACCAGAGCACCUGAACCUCAGCAUAAUCCUGAUGCCUUGCCCCUUCACCCGGCGCCGUUUCGUCCGGGCCUUGAUCAAAAGCCUCCCCCGGUCCGCCAAUACAACACCGCACCUGUCACUACUCCCGCGCCCGCGCCGACCCCUGCCGUUGCUGCUCAUAUUGCUCCACAGCCUACACGUCCAGUAAGUAUGGGACUUACACCUGUUACGCAGGAGGAACUGCAGCAACUUCACCAGAAAGUGCGCGGCAACCCCUCCGAUCAGGCGAGUCAGCUUCUCCUUGCUAAGAAGCUAGUGGAAGCUGCUACUGUUCUUGUUGGAGAUAACAAUCGACUUGACCCCAAGACAAAAGCCAAGGCAAAGGAGAAGUAUAUCUUGGAUGCACACAAGAUCGUGAAGAAACUCGUUCAAGCUGGUUACGCAGAUGCACAAUUCUACCUGGCCGAUUGCUACGGCGAAGGCCAGCUAGGGCUGGAGGCUGAUCCCAAGGAGGCCUUUGCGCUGUAUCACUCUGCCGCUAAGAACGGCCAUGCUCAAUCUGCCUACCGUGUUGCUGUCUGCUCCGAGAUCGGCCAAGAAGAAGGUGGUGGUACCAAGCGGGAUCCAUUCAAGGCUGUGCAGUGGUACAAGCGCGCCGCGGCGCUGGGCGACACCCCGGCGAUGUAUAAGAUGGGCAUGAUCCACUUGAAGGGCUUGCUGGGUCAAGCCCGAAACCCUCGUGAGGGUGUCUCAUGGCUGAAGCGUGCUGCUGAGCGUGCUGACGAGGAGAACCCACAUGCGCUCCACGAGCUGGCUCUCAUGUACCAGAACGCUGGCGGAAAUGAUGUUAUUAUCCGUGAUGAGAAAUAUGCCAAUCAACUGUUCCACCAGGCCGCGGACCUGGGCUACAAGUUCUCGCAGUUCCGACUGGGCACGGCCUAUGAAUAUGGCCUAAUGGGCAACCCCGUCGACAACCGAAUGAGUAUCAUUUGGUAUACCCGUGCCGCCGCUCAGGGUGAGCAUCAGAGUGAACUCGCUCUUAGUGGUUGGUACCUUACUGGUUCCGAAGGCAUUUUGCAGCAAAACGACACGGAAGCCUAUCUUUGGGCUCGCAAAGCAGCCACCGCUCAUCUUGCCAAGGCAGAGUAUGCCAUGGGAUAUUUCACCGAGGUUGGAAUUGGCGUUUCUGCCAACCUGGAGGACGCAAAGAGAUGGUAUUGGCGUGCGGCUGCGCAAGGAUUGUCCAAAGCCCGAGAACGUCUCGAGGAUCUCAAGCAGGGAGGAGGUCGGAUGCAAAAGACCCGCCUCUCUCGCUCAGCCGUCAACAAGCAAAGCGAUGGCGACUGCAUCCUAAUGUAA
Molecule: messenger RNA, 2628 nt
Organism: Penicillium atrosanguineum
Lineage: Eukaryota; Fungi; Ascomycota; Eurotiomycetes; Eurotiales; Aspergillaceae
Exons: 3
Coding region: 1-2628 (875 amino acids)
Molecular function (GO): protein binding
Source: RefSeq, a predicted model, not a curated record